AUGGGCUUCUGUAGUUCUUCAUAUGUUUCAAGGAAAACGGAUUUUUUUGUAGAAGGUGUAGAUGAGGAAACAAUUCCCAAAAUCAAACAGAUAUCUGAAGAUGUUGAAGUUGUCUGUAGAAUACUAACUAGAGAGCCCCAUUUGAGCGUAUGCUCUUCUCUUGAUCAGUCUGGAGUAAAGGUCUCGCCUGAAUUAGUGGUUGAAGUCUUGAGGAGGCUCACCAACGCUGGAAAACUGGCACUGUCUUUCUUCCGUUGGGCGGAGAAGCAGAAAGGUUUCGAGUAUUCUACCGAGUGCUAUCAUAAUCUGAUCGAUGCCCUCGGCAAGAUCAAACAAUUUAGACUGAUAUGGGAUCUGGUUUUUGUCAUGAAGGAACAGAGAAUUUUGACUAAGGAAACAUUUGCAUUGAUCUCUCGAAGGUAUGUAAGGGCCAAGAACAUCAAAGAAGCAAUUGAAACCUUUGAGCGGAUGAGAAACUUUGAUCUGAGGCCAGACAUCUCAGAUUUCAACUCCUUCCUCGAUACCCUCGGCAAAUCUAAAAACGUGAAGACUGCUCAAGAAAUCUUUGUUGACAUGAGGAACAGGUUCUCUCCUGAUCUUAAGACCUACACAAUUCUACUGGAAGGUUGGGGGAACAUGUUGAAUCUGGGGAAGAUGACAGAAGUUUACCAGGAGAUGAUGAAUGGUGGCUUCGAACCAGACAUUGUUUCAUAUGGAAUUCUGAUCCGAGGCUUCGUCAAGUGCAGAAAGCUAGAUGAGGCAAUCAGACUCUUCAAGGAGAUGGUGGCAAGGAAUAUUAAACCAAGUCCUCAUAUUUACUGUACUCUAAUUAAUGGCUUAGGUUCAGAGAAGAGGUUGUCUGAGGCCUUAAAGUACUUUGCAUUAUCAAAAGCCAGUGGCUCUCCAGUUGAUAUUCCCAUGUAUAACGCAGUGAUUGGAUCUUACUGUUGGUCCCAUCAGUUUGAAAAUGCAUACAGGAUCUUGCCCGAGAUGAAAAGUUCCGGGCUUAGCCCAAAUGCCCGCACCUACGAAGUAAUACUUCAUCAUCUCAUAAAGGCUGGGAGAAUUGAAGAGGCGUACCAGGUUUUCCUAAGGAUGGGUGAUGAAUCUGGUUGCGAACCUGAGCUCAAUACUUACACCAUGAUUGUGCGAAUGUUCUGUUCAGAGGAGAGAGUGGACAUGGCCCUCAAAGUAUGGGCUCAGAUGAGUGACAAUGGGAUCAUUCCUUGUAUGCACAUGUACUCUGUCCUUAUCAAUGGAUUGCAGCAUCAGGGUAGACUGGAGGAAGCUUGCUUGUACUUCCAAGAGAUGAUAGACAGAGGUCUCAGGCCACCAGGGCGGUUGUAUGGAGAUUUGAAACAGGCUCUCCUUGAUGGGGGUAAGGGGGAUUUGGCUAUGCACAUGGGAACAAAGCUGGAGAUGUUGAGAACAACCCCACUAACGGGUUAG
This is a messenger RNA of Spirodela intermedia, 1449 nucleotides long. The record is from the annotation of a GenBank genome assembly. NCBI's taxonomy places the organism in Eukaryota, Viridiplantae, Streptophyta, Magnoliopsida, Alismatales, Araceae.